ACGUUUCUCGAUCCACUCCAAACUUUCCACCUGGUUUCCCGUCUGGAUCUCCACCGCGGAAUCUGUCGUCCACUGCCGACGCAGUGGAUGUCGUGCACGGCCGUGGUUCUCGUGGCGGUGGAAUCACGCGGCGAGGGAUCCACCUGGGACCUUCGUGCGCCGUUUUCUAACCAAGCAGCGGCUCUUCGAACACGUCACCCUCGCAUAUGGAGACACGUCCGGCAGCCGCCCGGCGACUUUUCAUAUCCUUCGACCGUGAAUUUCCCUGGACAACGAUCGCCGCGAACGAGCUCCGGACACGCAGCAGGGUCGCGGCUUUUGCACGCGGCUCAAUGUUGCGGGAAAAAAUUAUUAGAAAAUGAUAGAAAAAAAAAGUGUAGGGUCAAAUGACAGACGAAGAGUGCCCGGAGGAAAAGAAAUUUAGACAAAGGAUGGAGCGACUCGCGGCUGAUCCGGCUGAAGUUCGCCGAUCCCCGAUCAGGCUAUCGAUCGAUCCUCGAGGCGAGACCUCGUUCACAGCGGUGGCACGAUGCGCUUCCAACAGCGAUCGUACGUACGGCCAUCGAGAAAUAACGAAUCGAUCGACCAUGAUGUGCCGCGGCUCCAAAGAAAAUUUGUCGCCCGUCGAAACUCAAACCGUUCUAGAGUAAAGCGUUAUCGGACUUCGUUUCGCGCUUCGGCUGCAGCCGAGUUUUUGUUCGAGCACUGUGCCCUUGUCUUUUCAGGUGAUGCUAUGAUGCAGCACUGUUUGACCAGUUGGUCUCUUUUAGAGCGAGCAGAUGCCUCUUUUGAUAGCAUCAUUUCCUUGUAAUUUUAACGUCACUUUCACAUCUCCACUUUGGUUGGUGUGAAUUUUCAGACGUAUUUGGUUUUAACGCUAACUUCAAGUAUGUUCAAAAAUGUGCUGCGAGUAACUUUAGGAUUAGUUGUCGUACUCGACUAAUAUCGUUUCGUUAUUCAAUGGACACUCAGUUAGAGAGCAGAUCAUCGAAUAUAACUACGUACGUAUAUAAUCAAACCACGUUAGCGAAAACUAAGCAAAGUUUCCCUCGCUUGAACGUUUCUGAUUUUAACAAAUCAAUAUUCUACGCGAUUCGCAAUUUUCCAUUGGAUAUUUUAUAAGAAACAAAAAUAUUUGUCUUUACCAAAGGAACGAAGUAGUAACCGAAUAUUUGCGUUAUAAGACAGAUUUUUAUUCAUCGGUCUGCGAACCUUUCGUUUCCAUCACGUUACACCACAAAACAUGAUACGCUACACUAAAAUCGACACCAGUAAAAAGUGCAAAAAGGAACACGAUAUAGAUCGACGCAAUUCUAUACCCACAAAUUAUUAGCGAGCGGCAUAAGAACAUAUUACUUUACGGUUUCGAUACAAUGUCCUUUUCGUCCAUUUUUUUCCUUCCCUCGGUUGAACGAGUAUUGCCUUGUCGCUUGUCGAAGGCACGGUAAAACUUCGAUACACCCUGCUGCACACGGAAAACGAUCCCCUUGGCUAGGGUCAACCUCCAGUCGGCUAUAGUCUUUUCGCUCCUUUCUAAACUCUGGUGCGCUCCCGUGACGUCACUGGAUCGUGUCAGUAGGUCAGAACCUGGAUACGUCGUCCGUGUGCGCUGCUGUUUGUUCAAUGUACUGGGUGCUCGCAAAUUGCAUUACCUGACUGAAACUUUGCCAGAUUGUAUACAACUGUUCGACGCGUUACUUUUCUCGCGUUGUUUCCGUGUCGAUAGCGAGUCAAGAAAUUACCGAAAUACAGAGACUGCUUAGAAACUUUGGGUUUAUUUGAAGAAUGUCUGGAAAACAAAUUCUUCUUCGCAGUAAGAGAAAUUAUUAUUACAAUUAACAGAGAUCGUACCUAGGAAAUUGUAACUGCUGUAUAGCUGUAUAUAGUUAUGCGUUGUACCUAUCGAAGAAAUAAUAUUUCUCGCAUGACGUUGAAAAAAAAGCAGCACAGCAUUGAGAAUUAAAAAUUUGUUAUUAAAUAUUUAUAUGAACAACGAGUAUCUGUAAUGUUAUGCUCGUUACAAAGAAGAAUAUUUUACAUAUACCGAAGGGAAGGAAGAUAAAUAUUUUCUUCAAAGGAGUUCUUUACACGUUACGGACUUAUAUUCUUCUUCGACGUUGAUUUAGCUAUUGUAAGCGGAACAGUAGUUCAACGAAACAAUCGAGAAGUUUAAAUUCGAGAGUGAACAGAAUUUCUGCGGAGAAUUGGCAGCGCAACGAAGCAGCUUGUAUGAUGGUAGACGUCGCGACGCUCGAUUCAGUGAAAUUUCACCCGAAGCAUCGUUGCAAUGGAAACAUUGUCCUUGUAUCAUUCGAUUAUCCGAGAAGUGAUACAAAGUGAAUGCAACUGUAACGAAAAGAACACAUAAAAUAAUAUUUUACAUGCUACGCAACAGAUAAGACUCAUAGUGCAUUUGUACUUGCUUCUAUUUUUCCUUACAAGGAUUAUCGUUUAAAAAUCCUAUUACAUAAUUGUAUAUGGUUUAAGUUGUGACUCGAGGUAACGAUUGUCAACCCUUCGUCUUCGCUCUCUACAAUCGAUUGUAUCAUAUACCGAUUGGAAAUCUUUAAUCGACAACCCUAUCAUUGUUCAUUGUAUCGACGUUCAUUUAUGUUUAACGUUUACAAAACCAGUUAUGUUGUGUCUCGCACAAGCAUGCAGUCGUGCAGACGCACAGACCGAACGUCUGAUGUGUCAGACUGAACGUGACAUGCAGAAUCAUAAGCAUGGUACGUAUCUUACAAAGGGACACACGUUUUUGAUAUCGCUCAACGCGUUACACACGUUAGUUUAUUUUUAGACGUAUCUACUGAAAGACGCCUGCGGGACAUAUUGCGUGUUUUCAUAUGCGCUCGAUCGUUAAAAUUGGCACGAGAUUAUCAAAUCGAGUACCGACAUAAAACGUGGGAGAAGCGUGAACGCUACUCACUCAAAAGCAGCCACGUCGACGCGUGUCGUUGAUGUAAUGCGCACGAAAAAUUAUAUUCGUCCGAUUAACCCCUUUUACGCGUCACCCUCGCCGAACGUAACGUUUUCUCCAAGAUAAAGGUUAAAGUUUAUCGAGUCUUUGCAACCUCGACAAUUUACCGCGGUCAUUAAUUUCUUCCGCAACGUUGGUCCCUUGUGCAAGACAAAUUUUUCUAUAGUCCGCGUACGUCGAUGUGUAUUCCGUGCGACCACGUUACCGCGCCUUUGAUCACCGUUUUUUUCCGUUGCGUUUUCUGCGAUAAAGUCGCCUGAAGAUCUCACGGAACAAGUUCCUCGGCUGACAACACAAAUUUCCACGAUAAUUCAACGUCCGUCGCGUUUCUCCAAAGUUGUAGCAGGCGAACGAGAUAAACAACAAAUCACGCAAAUUCUGUGAAUCGCUCGUAAAUUAUUCGAAAUCGCGCUGUACAUGCCGAGGUCGGUCGUAUCUUUAUGAAAUUAAUACCAAUAAAAGUGAAACCAAACGAAAGCUUGUCGAGAGUUUGUAACUAUUUCCGUGAAAUGAUUUCUAAGAUCGUUGCAGAGGAUUUGUAGAAUUGUUAAAAUGAAAUCUAAUUUACAUCGAAAGGGAUCAGAAUGUGCGUAUAACGUGUCGUACAUAAGUAUUGCAACAUUUGAAUUUUCUUGCGCAAUAAUUUAUCGACUAAUAAUAUCAAUGAACUAACAAAUUGCGAGUUUAUAAUUUUUCAAGUUCACAACGAACUGGAUAAUCAAACUUGAUCUCUAAUUUGUAACAUUUAUGUACAGUAUUUGUUUUAUUACCGGGCUUAUUUGCUAUCACGAAAGAGAAUUAGAGUCGAUAGUUCGUGAUUCGUAAUUUGUAAAAUUUCACUAAUAAUAUUAAUUCAUGUAUUUAUAGUCUAAGGUUUUAUAUGAAACAAUAUUCUCGAAAUAUUUUAAUAAUUUCCUAAUGAUUUACAGGUUUACGGUUUAUUUAAUCCUUUGUACUUGUAUAUGGUGUAUACGUAGUAGUGCGAUAAUAUUAAUUACCGUAAAAUGAAAAUUAUAUAUUUUCCAAAAUUAAGAUAUUACGAAAUAUUUAUCAAACAUUAAUCGCUAGCGGAUUCUGUCAUCAGCGUUUACCCUGGAUUGAAAAUAACAAGCCAACUUUGUGAUUGCUAUAUCGAAAACAGAAAUAUGCAUUUCGACAUGCAGAGAAUGUUGAUCAUUUUUCAUAUUCGUUGCGUACAUUCUCGCAAGAAUUUCAUUGUGUUCGGCUGGAGCGUGGAACCGGUCGGGCUGCCAAAAGAAAAUACGUGCAAACGAUGAUUAAUGGGCGAACAUUCGAUGACACGAUAACGAAACUUAUCGCUCGAUCUUCGCACGGACGAAAGAACAGUACGCAGAUCGAGAAGUUAAACUUUUGGCCUUACCACGCGUUCCUUUGAUAUCGUUGUAUGGUGCAGAUUUCAUACGUUUCUAAUACAGAUUUCGAAAGUGACGACGUUAUUACUUUAGAAAUUAAUAUGAUGUCUUUUACGAAAAGGCACGAGUACCGUUGAAUGACUGUAUUGCGUUUUUGAACGAAGUAUCAAUAUGUAAGAUCGUUUAAAUCACAUUUGCUUUUUGGGCCAUUUGUAAUAUAAACAAUGUUUGUCUCUGUGAACACGUUAGUGUACAAUUUUAGGUACUAUUCGGUUUCACUUUCUUGUUUUUAUUACCAGUGUGCGUAUUUUUAUUAUUGCUGAUCAUUAAGUGAACGAAAUUCUUAGAAAUUUCAGACAGGCCGAAUGAUUUCUACGAUAGACACAGAAUCGCAUAUUUCUUUGUACAACUGAGACUGAUUGAAAUCUAUUUUAUAAAUUAUGUAAAACGUUUAAUAUCAUUUGUAGCGUUUCUUGUUCACCAAAUAAAUCACGAAAUAUCUUGCAAUCCAUCUGCAAUAGUUUAAGGUGUCAACGUAGUGAUCAUUCAGAUAGAUAUCAGCAACGUUUUACCACAUCAAGACUUGCUAUCUAUCAUUUAGUCGCAAUUCUAUUUCAUCACUUUCAUUUUCCAGCGUAUAUAAUUCUUCUGAACAAUUUUAUUCGACAACCUAAAUACCCAAACACAUCGAAAACGUUUAUACUCGCCAAUUACUAAAUCAUCCAUCAUAGUGAAAGCAGUAAACUCGGUGCAGGACUCUCUUGCACAAUAAUUUACCAAUCAUCUUUGAAUUGAUACGAUUAGUAAAAUUUUACAGGUCGCGAGUCACAAGUUACCAAUGUGGAGAAAUUCUUUCCUAUAACGGUAACGCGUUCGUAACAAGACAAAGAUUUCUAAGUGAAUUUUAAAAGUCAUAGAAAUAUCUUGAUCGUUCUAUCCGCUGCAAAAUUGUAAAAUUAUGAAAAACUGUUUUUGCAAUAGGAUCGUAUAAUCUAUAAUCGUCACUUCUCAAUUCGCUAAUUCUGAAAUUAUUACACAAGAGGGUUCAGGUAGUCAAAUUCCGUCGGUUGCACCGCUGUCUCGAAAAUUCCUCUGGUAAUGCCACGGGACGAAACCUGCUCCCGCGAGAAGCCAACAGGCAUCGAUGAUUACAUCUUCCCAGGAAGUCGAUUUGCAUUGCAGAUCCAUGGAAAAGGGAGUUCGAGGGUACGAGCUACCGGUCGUAGAGGAUCGUCGUCGUCGCCGAAAUGGCGCAAUGAAGAUGGAUGAAAACGUUCGAGCGAAUGGAAAUGUCGCACGGUGGAAUAUUAUAAUGUCACACUGUGAUUUAUCGUCGGAUUUGCUGCCGUGUUUUGUGUCUCGUGCUCGUAAUGGCCAAUAACGCGACGAUGAUGCGCGCAAUUAUCUCGCUGUUGCCCGUACGCCGCUUCCGAAGACAAGUACCGGGAUAAGAACAAAAAGACGGACAGACCUCGCCGCGGUCGCAGCACCACUGACCUUGGUCUCGACCACGUCGAUCCGGUGCAGAAAUUGCGCCUGGAUCCCUUUCGCGUGUGCACUUUCGGAUCCGAAUUGCUCGACUAAAUUGCGCACCAGUUAUCGAUGCUUCAUACGCCGUCGGCGAAACCCCUUCAGGGAUAUGCAAGAAACGAAUUACACCGUGCGAGUUGAUUUUUUAUGUUAUUUUCGCGAUUGGUAGAAUUUUAGAAAGAAAGUUUCGAAGGUUAUUUUGACAUAGAGGUUUAAGAACCGAAUUGAUGUAUCAAAGCACUAAUAACCAGGCAAUAGAAUAAUACGUGAAACUGGGUAAGUGCAACGUUAUUAAGAUUAAAAGAUUUAAGUAAUAAAUAUUGUGUAAAGUUAGAGGGAGAGAGUUACACGAGUCAGAGGCACGAAAAGUUUUCACAGUGCUAAGAAGAUGGAAUAUUAUAGCGUUAGAAGUAUUUCAAUUUCUUCGAACUUCGUAAAAUUGUGCAAUUUAUAUCUUUCUGAGAUCGUACAACUUAUAUAUCUAUAUCUGCUUGGUACGAAGCUGCAAAUUAAAAAUAAAAAAAUUUUAUGAAAGGAACUCUCAUAAUAAUUCGCGUGAAGUUCGCGUAAAGUUGGUUAAAUACGAGAUUUUUCUUCGAGCUCUUAACAACGUUUAUCUCCCCUAAGCACAACUAUCCACGUAAGAAAUCACUCGAGACUCCUGAUAUCGUAACACUUUUAACCACUUUAUUUGACCUCUAGCCCCGCCAAUAAGGAUAAAACUCAGAGAGCAACUUAAACAAGAUUGACUUAAUAGGUUUACAAUUAAGAAAGUUCCAACUCGUCUGAAAACUUCUUGACCUAAUACUUCCAGGAACACAUUAUCUGUGAAACGAUAUUAAAAAGCCUCGUUCUAUCUUCCCGCUAAACCUAACCCCUCACACCAUAUCAAUCAACCCUAACAGCCUGAAACCUUAAAAAGAAAUUUCGUUAUCAAACAUCCAAUUAUUUUUCCUCUCUGUGGCUCCAAUCUUUCCUCCGAUCGUGAGAUAUCGUCGUGAGAUUCAACGAUAUUACGAGCUUCACACAUCACGUUGCAAUAUUUUUGGUCGUUCGUGAAAAGCUCGUACGUACACAGCUCGUUGUACACCAAUUUUCGACGAGCAACAUUCCGAUCGUUAUACGCGGUCAACGUUGCACCGACAUUGAACCAGUGCAAUGCUGCAAUGCAGGUGGACCAGCCGGUGCAGCUGGAAGAUGCGUAGGCAGUUGGAGGCUGGAGCCACUGUCUACCGCAAAUCUCUCGCGGCUCCCGCAGAUGUUAUCUUUACCGCAAGAUAUCCAACGAUUCUGUCUCCCUUUAUGCAUGAGCUAGCUCGCAAGAAAUCAUCUCGCUCGUAUGGAAUAGGAGGAGACGGAGACGAAGAAACGGGCUGGGCGGGGAGUCACAGGGACAACGAGGAUAUAGGGAGACCCAGUAGGGAUAGAAGAAAAGCAGAACGUCGUUUCACAACCCUUUGUUCCGUGGAUGCCGGAUGCCCGAGCGUUGGAUUAUUUUUCUCACGGUGAAUAAUUCAUCCUGACAAAUGGGACGGGUGCGCGCGACCCGUCGUGGCUCGUCGUUCUGCUCGUUUUUCUAAUCCGCUUUUUGUAACGUAUCAAUUCGAGUAUUACAUCGAAUGACCGAGGAUCGUGGCCACGAGGAGUCGCGUUAAAUUUCAACGCGCGCUAGUGCAGGAUCGUUAGAAAUGACUCUUUGAGAAUGGUUCUUUAACAGGUGGCGUGUUUGUAAUCUUCAGGGUGAUUGGACCCUUUUCGGUCGUAAUUUAAGUCCUGAUUAGAUUUUACCGGGAUCUUUUACAUUGCUUUUUGCGUUGAAAUGGUAGACGAUUCUUCGAUACUUGAAAGUUUACUUUUCUGGCAAGUUUUUGACAACUGAAAUCUUUUUACUCGUAUUAGUUUUUAGAUGGAGGAAAUUUUGUGCUCUUUUUACGUUGGAGUUUGUUUGCUAAAUUAUUUUCACGUAUUAAACUAGCACAAGGUUGCGUUUGUAUUAUUUAAGAGGAAUUCAAUUAUUCGACGAUUUAAUCUGGAAUCUUUUGAAAAUUUCUAGUAAAAAUACCGAAGAAAUAUUACACAUAUUUGCGAAUUACAUUUACAUUGAUCAGUAUAACAGCAGAAAAUUCCCUAAUAGACAGAAAUGAAAUUGAAUUCCGCAGUUUAACGUCAGAACCAAUUUCGCAAGGACGGCCAUGAAUCACGGCAGUUUCAAGCAGUUUGUCUCUAAUCUCCGAUUUCAAUUUCAUCGAGAGACAGGCGAAUGUACAAUACUGCGGGCUAAUUUAAAUCAAGUUCGCGGGAAAUGUUUGAUCAAUGAAAUAAAAGUUUGAUUGCGAUCAGGCAACGUUUGCAUCGAGAAAAAACGAUUUAACAAUCUUUUCUACUUAAUAAACUAUUUUCUGUCGAUAAUCCGUUGCUCUUUUCACAGAAACUUUAAUAACAGAGAUAUCGUAUCGCUUCGAAUGCGAAAACGAAAAAUGCUAAAGUUGUUGAAGUUGUUUUCAUCCAGAUCUUCCAAUUUUGGUAACGAUGAUUUCAUAUUUCUCUUUGUAAGAAUCUCAAUGUCAUAUCGUGAUAUUUUUGCAGUAUAAAUCAUCGUUUUAAUCUUCCAUAUAUUAUGGAAGUAAUGUAUGUAUGUAAUAUUCCCAAACGUGACUGUAUAAUUAAUUAAGAAAUUCCGUCGAUUAAAGAGAAAUAAACAGGUAUUUAUAAAUACAAAAUCGAAAAUUAAUUAAAAGAACUUCAACCGUAUUCAGUACUCGAUUUAAAAAAUACACGAUCUUGCAUACGUAUGGAGCUUUGCUCGCAAUUAAUUAAUACGUGCUUAAUUUUUGUCAUUUGAAGAAUCCACUCCCUAAACAAAAUAUUCCGGAUAAAUACGAAUAUGCUGUAUCACGAUCAGAAAAUAAUAUGUACGAUAUUAUUUUCAAUACUUGUCGUCUUAUUUUUGGUCGAAAAACGUACUUCCGAACAUUUCCUACGGAAAAUUAAAAAAUAACUUAAUUCUGCUCAUAAAUCUAAUAGCUAGAAAAAAUCGCAAAGAAGCACACAACACAAACUCAGAACCAAAAAAAAAGUUGCAAAACAUUUCCUUCUCCAACCAUACACAGGUACGCGGACGUAGAAGCAGGUAAAAGAGAUUAACAGGUAAGAGAUUGAAAGCUAGACAAUGGCCCAGCGUGCUCGACAUUAAAUCACUGGUAAUUACGAGCAGCGCCACGGGCAUUGUCUCCUAUGUGCGCCACAUUAUCAGGCAUCUAUUCAUUACGGCGGCGUAAUUGCGCGUGUAAACGCGACGCCGCCAACACACGCGUCCAUCUUAUUACUUUCAGUUCCUUUAUUAUCCAGAUACAAAAAUCGAUCGGGAUGACACACGUCGGUUGCACGAUGUCGCGGCCGGAUCGCUCGCUUUUCCUCGCACCCGUAAUUUUCUAGCGUACACGAGUUCGGUCGCGCUGCCAUGGUUCCACAGGAACGCGUGACUCACGACCUACAUUCGUCCCGCGUGACACCUUUUGCACGCACGCCUUUAACAUUUAUUGCUUGUAAAUAGAGAAACUCCUGGUCUCCGCGUUCUGCGGAUCUCGAAAUCGAUUCGCGACUCGGCAACGAUGCAAUAAACGCUCGCGAAACCCGAUCGUCCGAUUCUCUUUCCCUCUGCUUCGAUUUUUGCUUUUCGAGGAAAUUGGAGUUGGAGGAAAUUGUUGAUUUAUUGGACGGUUGAAAUAACAAGAUUGCGUAGAUGAGUUUCGAACCGACAAAGGUUUAGACACGAUAGCCUCGAUGCGGCGUCGAUUGCACGCGAUGUAGGAUUUCUACACGGGAAUAAGAAAGGUACACUAGCGUUUAAAAGUAUUUCAACGCUUAUACGUUUCUUUAAAAUUUAUCGUAAAUUUAUCACAAAUGUAUAGAUCGGAAAAUAAGAAACGUAUUAAAGAUACAAGUAUUACAAAUUCCUUUUUUUAAUUCCAACAAUUCUAUAUUUAAAAUUUCUUAAACGCGGCAUACAUACUUCAACUUUCAUAGUCACGCCAACAAUUUCUGAUAUUUUGUAAAUUACUAAGACCCGUCGUACUAUGCAACAAAGCACGAAGUAGACGUUCCAAGCGAGUCGUGCAAUCUUCAGCAACCCGAAAGCAACAGUGAAUUCUAACCACAUCCACGGAAAUAUCUUCGUAGCGCUUUCUCACCAUUAGCAAAUUCCUACCAUUCUACAUUCGCUACACCCUGUAUGUAAUAUGUAUAUUACAAUGAUCGUGGCAACGUAAAAAAUCCGAGGCAUGAAUCAACAAAGAGGAACGAGGAAAAAAUUCCAUCGCGACAAGCGUACCCUUCGAGUUUCGCAAUCGGUUCAGCCGGUCGUCCCAUCUAUCCCAAGGAACAAACAACGCGCACCAUUGUGUCUCUAUCCUACUGAGCGUUCUUGUCGAACGCGUGCAAGGAUAUGUAGGUGGUUAACUGAGCGGUUGGCGGUGUAUCAGGAGAGCAGACAGGUAGAAAGGGAGUGGAACAAAGCGGAACGAAGAAAGAGGUCUAAGCGAACAAACAAGAGAGGAAGGAGAGAUGGGUGCGAGAGAGGACGAGGGGCGGAACGUGGAAACGAAGAGAAAGAGAGAAAGAAAGAAGGAUGGUGGGGUUGGUACGAGCGACUCAAGCACGUGGAGCCUACUCCGUGUGUCUCGUUCAGUAGUGCUCUCGGUUGCCUUCGAACGAUUUCGCACCGGAUGUCCAUCGAGCUUGUUCGACGUAUCCAGCGCAGCACCUUCGGUCAAACGUAAAAAAAUCGAUCAAAAUCAUCGAGAAUGUGAUCCGUUCGUCGUGACUGUUACUUACACCAGACAUCGUCAACGUAAUCGAAGAUCGAAGGCUGGUUUAGCGAUGGCUUCCGUACCGAAAAUUCUUCUGAUGUGUGCUUUCUUUAUUUUACCGACCGCCAUCGCCUCCAUCGAACACACGGCCAACGAUCAUCGCGACUUUACCAAUCACAGACUCACCUGGCCGGUCUGGCCGUACCACGAGAAAUUCACACGAUCUCGACACGAACACGACGAUAGGACUUUCCAACAACAGGGUACCGUCAACAAUUGGAUUCGCAACGAUCUGUUCGAAAGAAGCAGCUCGACAAUCGCACCACUGCAAACAACUGCGAGUGGGGUCAGACAUCGCGUGGAGCAACACGUUUACGAGCAACGAACCUCGAAACCGGAGAAAUUCAGCGCGGUCGCGGUUGCCGACUACACCGGCACCAGAGCCAUCGCUUACGCCGGUUAUCACAACAAUCAUCGUCACCAGCCGAGGGAAGUGGUCACACAGGGCUACCAGCAUCACACGACCACUCCGGCUACUUAUACUAGGCAUCAUCCUGGGAGACGAGUUUGUACCAGAUCAGUUCCCAACUCUGUCAAUCAUCAUCAUCGAAAUGGACAAAUUAGGUAUAUUAAUGUUAUUAAUGUUAAGACCGAUUCAUCUUCCGUUUUCUUGUGCUGUCCUGGAUGGACACAGGCGACUCGCUUGAGUUUUGGAUGUAAUAAACCUACUUGCCCUUCCCCGUGCUUAAACGGAGGUGUGUGUACCUCUCCUGGCAGGUGCACGUGUCCCAAAGGAUUUACCGGUAACCAGUGCCAGACAGACAUCGACGAGUGCGUGACAGAGAAGCCCUGCGAUCAACUUUGCAGAAACCUACCCGGAACCUACGAGUGCCACUGCAGACCCGGUUUUCAACUACAAAAAGACGGCCAGUCCUGUCGAAAGAAUAUCACCGAAGAUACGGCGUUCGAGGCUCGAGACUUGGAGAAUGAUUUCCACGAAACAACAACGACGAAGCGUCCGGCGAUCUCGUCGCAUGAUACGGAAAACGAGGUGACUGACGAUGACCUCGAUCAGGACUAUGAGAUUAUACUGAAAAGGCUUACCAAACUCGAAAAGCAAUUCGCAAAAGGGAAGAAGAGAGAUACAGAAACGACGGACAUGACUGUCAAAGUUGCGUCUGUGGUUGAAACUAUUAACGAAAUGAAGAGAUCUAUCGAAAAUGUGCAACUCAUGCAGCAGGAGAUAUAUCAAAUGAGGAGCAAAUUGAGAGAAUACGAAUUAGAGAGAAGAAAAAUGCAACAUUUAACAAGUAGAGUGGUGGAACUGGAAAAUCGUUUAAGAUUACGUUGCAGAUCAGCGAUACCAAUGAACAGUGGCUCGAUGAAGUUUUAACAUCGCUAUAGCGAAAGAAAAGUGUCAAAAACAUUGGACAUUGCCCAUAGAUGUAAUAUUUAUGUGAGAAAAUUGCAUACUAUCACU
Bombus huntii is the source of this 12171-nucleotide messenger RNA. RefSeq lists its product as uncharacterized. NCBI's taxonomy places the organism in Eukaryota, Metazoa, Arthropoda, Insecta, Hymenoptera, Apidae. Gene Ontology annotation, molecular function: calcium ion binding; signaling receptor binding. Gene Ontology annotation, biological process: anatomical structure development. The record is from RefSeq and is a predicted model, not a curated record. The transcript has 9 exons. The coding region runs from base 10447 to 12084 and encodes 545 amino acids. Gene Ontology annotation, cellular component: cell surface; extracellular region.